This is a messenger RNA of Limanda limanda (common dab), 3857 nucleotides long. RefSeq names its product protein kinase C and casein kinase substrate in neurons protein 1. NCBI's taxonomy places the organism in Eukaryota, Metazoa, Chordata, Actinopteri, Pleuronectiformes, Pleuronectidae. Gene Ontology annotation, molecular function: phospholipid binding; protein binding. The transcript has 10 exons. Bases 219 to 1388 code for a protein of 389 amino acids. Gene Ontology annotation, biological process: plasma membrane tubulation; cytoskeleton organization; regulation of endocytosis. The record is from RefSeq and is a predicted model, not a curated record. Gene Ontology annotation, cellular component: cytoplasm; endosome; plasma membrane.
GGAAGAGCAGGAGUGGCAGUGUCCAGAACGAGUGGAAAAAUCAAAGUUGGAGCGGGUGAAGGGCAAAAGAAGUGGAGCCAGGAGGGAGAGGAGCCUGAGAGUCUGCACAAAGAUUGGAGAGAAGUGGGAGAAAAGAAAGUUUAACCAGCACAAACCAAGGAGGAAAAAAAAGGGGGUUACAGCAGAGAGGGCCCCAACAUUCAGAGAGAGAAAACAGGAUGUCGACGCUGCCAUCAGACACCAGCCCUGAAGAUGCCAACAACCACAGCUUCUGGAUGCCUGGGAACUAUCAGCGCACUGUGAAGCGAACAGAAGAUGCGUUCCAGGCCUGUAAUGACAUCGUGGUGUGUUUCCAAGAGAGAGCUCGGGUGGAGAGACAGUACGCCCAGCAGCUCAGUGAGUGGAGCAACAAGUGGAAGCCAGUAGUGGACUCCAGUCCACUAUAUGGAUCCCUUAUGAAGGCCUGGCAGUGUUUCCUGUCCUCCGCUGACCGGCUAGCCUCCCUACACGCCUCCAUCUGUCGCUCUCUGGUGGCGGAGGACGGAGACCAGGUCCGGACCUGGCAGAAGGACACCUUCCACAAGAAGUUAUUCGGAGGCUUCAAGGAGUCUCAGGACACUGAUACAGGAUUUGCACGUGCUCAGAAGCCGUGGGCCAAACGACUUAAAAAGCUGGAUACGGCCAGGAGGGCGUACCACAAGGUGAGCCGUAAGGAGCAGAUAGCCAGAGAGCGAGAGACACACGCUCAGGGGAAUCCGGAUGUGGCCAUCGACAAACAGAAGAAGAUCCUGGAGGAGAGAGAGUUUGCUCAGCAGGAAGCGGAUAAGGUUCGCGUACGCUACGAGAAAGUCCUGGAGGAGGUGAACCGCUACGCCCCCCGCUACAUGGAAGAGAUGGAAUCUGUCUUCGACCAGGCGCAGGACGAGGAGCGGAAGAGGAUCGUCUUCCUCAAGCAGGCCCUCCUCUCCAUCAACAAACAUCUGGACAUCACUACCAAUGAGAGUGUGUUGGCCGUGUACAACGAGCUCCACAACACACUGAUGGCCAUCGAUGAGCAAGAGGACCUUCGCUGGUGGAAAAACACCUACGGGCCUGGCAUGCCCACAGACUGGCCUCACUUCCAGGAAUGGACACCUGCAAAGAAAGCCAAGAAGGGGAAGAAAGAUGUAGAAAAGAAAGGAACAAAAGAAAAGAGCGUGAUGAUUGGAGGAGUGAGAGUCCGAGCUCUGUAUGAUUAUGUUGGACAGGAGACGGAUGAGCUGUCCUUUAAAGCAGGUGAGGAGUUUCUGAAGAUCGAGGAUGAGGAUGAUCAGGGCUGGUGUCGGGGGAUGAAGGACGACGGGGGGGAGGGGCUUUACCCCGCCAACUACGUGGAGGUGGUGGUGUAGCUCUCGCGAGUCGUCUGAGAAUGAAAGGUCCUGUUGGGUCACGUGCCUCAUGUCACUGUGGAAGUGGCCGCCUGGUUAAAGAACAACACUGAGCAGCUGUUAGCCACAGAUGUGGUCUGUGACGACAGGAUAGUUUAGCAUGUCGAGGUUUUGAAAGUGUACUCUCUUGAAGGAUUUUGACAAAUAUUUUAAUAUAUACAGUGUGCAUUCACCCCUUGUAUUGAAGCCAUAUGAUAAGCAAUGCUUUAAUGUAGAAAAAGAUAAAAUAUGCUGGAGUCCAAAGGUACUUUAUAUAUAUAUCUAAACAUCUGGUGCUGAAACUGCAUUACAGGAGUGCUAUUUUCUUUGAGCUGUUACAUUUACUUGCACCUCAACACAUUGCUAUUAAGGGCUCACAAAGCCUCACGACAUAUGAAGAACGUGAUGCUCCUACUGUGAUUUAUAAUGAAUCUGAAGCAGCUGUACGAGUGGAGUCACUCAGCUGUGACCUGUGCUUCCGUGUUUUAAAGGAACAGGCUGAAAUGUUGAGGAAGGUGGAUGUUUGUUGUUUCGCCCUAAGUCAAGCCAUUUUCAGACAUGAACUCUGGAGGAUCUCGGCACAAUUGGAUCUGGACUUUCUUGAGUUUUCCUUUCAAAUAUGAAAGACCCAGCUGGAGAUUUUCCAUUUUGGGUUGGUGCAGAGGCAGAAUGUAACGUUUUAAUUCCACUGCAGAGAUCACGUGUGUUUGUUUACAUCAACACCAUGUUCGGCUCUUUCCACCAAAGCUUUCUUCACAUCUUGGUGUCUGUCUUAUACGUCUGUGGCAUCACUUUUUUAUCCUGAAAUAGAAUUAUUUUUCGUAUUUAUUUGAUUGCGUCUGCCUCUUGUUAGAAACGUCAUCACGCUCACUUGAGGCGAGUCCUCCAGAGAAUCCUCUGCUGUGUUCUUACAUUGGCUCAUUUUGCAGAAUUCUUCCUCAGGGGGGCUGGCUGGAGAAACUAUGUAGCAAGUCCAGAUUCUCUGACAUUUGCAUUCUCACAUCCAGCCCUCCGAGACUUUCAGAUUCUGUGUAGUUCAGGAAUAUCUGAAAGCAGCUGUACAUAAAAUUAUUUUGAAAAAAAAGAUGUCCAUUUCAUCCCAAGUACAGAGAAUAACUGCAGCCUUGUGUAACGGCAACACAUUCCAGGAGCUCUCUUUCUUAGUUUACAGUUUGUUAUGAUCAAUAUUUUACUCAUGUUAUAUUACUUUGACAAUUUGUCAGUGAAUACUUUUAUGUGGAAGGGGUGAAAAAGCCCGAUCCUUGUUGCAAACCUAAAGAAUUAUGACCCAACGCUGCAGCUCCUUUCAGCUCUGUGGAGCUUUAUUGGAUGAUUUGGUUUCCUGCCUUGGGGCUAUUGUUUUGGUUCGCUCCCACUCCUCUCAUGACCUCGAUUUCAUCUGCAGCAAGCAGCCGAUUUCAUCAAGAAAGCUAUAAAAAUGCCCCAGUACACUAUAUUCUCAGCAACAAAAAGCCGUCUGGCACAGUAAGAAACUACCUGGUGAAGAAAAAAGGAGCAUUUAGCAGAUUGAGAGCCGAGACGUUUCCCCAGAGAGUGCCGAGCAAAACAGGAUUUAAAGAAAUAAAUAAACUUACAAUUAUCAGAGAUCCAGGAACAUAACUCCAAAUAAAUAAUCAUGGGCCUCUAUGUCGGUUGGAGGUGUGUUCAUAAGUUGGCCCUUAAGGGCAAAAACCAAAAUAUAAAGAAAACAUGCUUCAAAUUAAAACCAUAAAUAUAGAUGAACUAUGUGACAGCUCCCAGAAGGGACGUAACAGCCUCUCAAUCACAUCCUGGUGGCUGGAUGCAGUAUAGGUCAUUAAUCCUGCCUCCAUGUUAAUGGUUGAAGGCCGGACCAAGAAGUGGAAGGAAGUGGAGAGACAUUGUCCAGCUUUAAAUAUAGUCUCAGCUUCAACCCCCCCCCACCCCCAAAAACAAAUGAACACACAUGAAUUGGAGUUAAAAAGGAAACUAUUUUUAGACCAAUUGCUCUAAAAAUGUUAAAGUAAUCUAUGUCUGGAAUAUUUCCAGAGGAAACUGGUCACUCUUCUUCAGCAGACGCCAAACAAUUAUAUUUCUGAACAUGUCGGACUGUUCCUUUUUGAGAUGCGUAAAGGGGAACAAAUAGUUUUCCUGUCUGUGUGUAAUAUCUAAUCAUGCGUUGCUUUACCAUAAAUACAAUUCAGGGUUUGCCUUGCCCUUGUCCUUAUAGCCUUCUUCUGUAUCCUUGUAUGUGCUGUGCCUGUCAUGUAUAUUCCCCAAGAACACUUUCUUUUUGCAAACUGUCUUGUUUUGGAAAUAAAAUGUUCAACCGUUACACAAGCAGCAGAAUAAGUGUUUUUGAACCUGUGGUGGAAAGAAGGAAAUUGUGUGUGUUUGUUUGAAUGAGACAAAGGGGGAGUUGUUGAAUCACCAUGCCAUCAUCAUCUGUCUGGUCCUAGUUCUGCCAGUGGA